AUGGCGAUCGAUGCGGUGAAGGAGGAGUAUCGGUUGGCGAUGAUGGAUCCGGGGGACGCGGCGGCGGAGCGAAGGAAGGCGGCGGGGUACGAUGAGGCGAUGUUUGAACCGUACGACGGGACGACGGCGGUGGCGACGACGGCGGCGCCGAAACCGAGCGCGUUCGGAAAGUUGUGGGGAGGGGUGAAGUCCAAGCUCGGGAUCGCGAGCGCGUUCGAUAAGCUCGAGGGGUUGAAGAAGACCGCGCCGUACGCCAAGGGGGCGGAGCUGGCGGAGGAUAUGCGCGAACGAUGGGAGACGAGCGACUCGCCCGUGGUGCACCGCAUUCAAGACUUUCAGGAUAACCUGUUCAGCGAGACCGAGCAAGGCGAGGCGUAUCGCAUGAUUCGUCAGCGAGAUCCGAUGUUUAACAUUAACGAUUUUAUCGCCGAAGUGCGCAGAGAUAUUCCCAAAGUUCUCGGCGCCUACCUCAAGGGCGACGUCGAGGCGUUGAAGCAAACGAAUAUUUCGAGCGAAAUGCUCGAGCGGUUAUCCGGGCAGAUGAACCUUUGGAAGCACGAAGGACAGCACGUGGAUCCGAGGAUCUUAGAUUUAAGUGAAGUCGAGCUCAUGGAAGUUCGUUUGAUGGAAAACGAGCCCCUCGUCGUGCUGACUUUUAGUUGCCAACAAAUCAACUGCGUUCGCGACAAAUCCGGCGCCGUCGUCGAGGGCGCCGAGGACGACAUUCAAUCCGUCCACUACCUUUGGGCCAUGCAGUUGGUGGAUAAGGAGUAUACCACCAAAGACGGGCGAAAGUACACCAAGCCCACUUGGGCGCUUCGCGAGCUCGUUUUGCGCGGCAUGAUGGCUGUCGCGGCGUAG
Messenger RNA from Ostreococcus lucimarinus CCE9901, 861 nucleotides. Its product is annotated as MPT family transporter: inner membrane translocase (import) Tim44. Gene Ontology annotation, biological process: protein import into mitochondrial matrix. Lineage: Eukaryota; Viridiplantae; Chlorophyta; Mamiellophyceae; Mamiellales; Bathycoccaceae. Gene Ontology annotation, cellular component: mitochondrial inner membrane. The record is from RefSeq and is a predicted model, not a curated record. The coding region runs from base 1 to 861 and encodes 286 amino acids. The transcript has a single exon. Gene Ontology annotation, molecular function: protein-folding chaperone binding.